AUGGGCUGGGCUCUGCCUCUGCUCCGCGUCGUCUGCCUCUGCAGCCUUCUGGCGGUCGCUCGCCCGGCCAGGCCGGCCAACGUCUCCAUCGGCGCCCUCUUCACCUUCGACUCCGUCAUCGGGAGGUCCGCCAGGGCCGCCAUCGACCUCGCCGUCGCCGACGUCAACCGCGACGCCAGAGUCCUCAGGGGGACGCACCUCAGCCUAGUCGCGCAGGACACCAAGUGCAGCGGCUUCGUCGGCACCAUCCAAGCGCUGCAGCUAAUGGAGAAGAAGGUGGUGGCGGUGGUGGGGCCGCAGUCGUCGGGGAUCGCCCACGUGGUGUCGCACGUAGUCAACGAGCUCCACGUCCCGCUGCUCUCCUUCGCCGCCACCGACCCGGCGCUCGCCUCCGCCCAGUACCCCUACUUCGUCCGCGCAGCCCGCGGCGACGACUCCUCCCAGAUGGCCGCCGUCGCCGACAUCGUCACCUACUAUGGCUGGAGGGAGGUCACCGUCAUCUACGUCGACAACGACUACGGCCGCGGCGGCGUCGACGCCCUCGGCGACGCGCUCGAGGCCCAGCGCGCCAAGGUCUCCUUCAAGGCGCCCUUCCCUCCGGACGCCGACCAAGCCGCCAUCGCCGACCUGCUCGUGCGGGUCACCAUGAUGGAGUCCCGCGUCUGCGUCGUCCACGUCAACCCGGACUCCGGCCUCGCCGUCUUCGCCGCCGCGCGCUCCCUCGGCAUGAUGGCCUCCGGCUACGUCUGGAUCGCCACCGACUGGCUCGCCGCCGCCCUCGACUCCACGCGGCCGCCCAAUCCCAGGGCGAUGAGCCUCGUGCAGGGCGUGGUCACGCUCCGCCAGCACACCCCGGACUCCGGCGCCAAGACGUCGCUCACCUCCAGAUUCGCCGCCGCCCAGCUGAACCGGACCGCCACCCUGAACGCCUUCGGGCUCGCCGCGUACGACGCCGUGUGGAUGGCGGCCCGCGCCAUCGACGAGUUCCUGGAGGACGGGGGGAACGUCACCUUCUCGGUCGACCCGAGGUUGCAGCAGGAGGUGAACGGGAGCAGCACGCUCCGGCUGGACACGCUCAGAGUGUUCGACCAGGGGGAGCAGCUGCUGCAGAAGGUGAUGCUCGCCAACUUCACCGGCGUCACCGGCGGCGUGCGGUUCUCCGCGGACGGCAGGAGCCUGGCCGACCCCGCCUACGAGGUCCUCAACGUCGGUGGCACGGGCGUCCGGCGGGUCGGCUACUGGUCAAACCACUCGCAUCUGUCCGUCGCCGCGCCCACUCCGCUCCGAAUCAAAACUAACAGCAGCCAGCAGCAGCAGGAGCAGCGGCUGUACAGCGUGAUCUGGCCUGGGGAGACGACAUCGCCGCCGCGCGGGUGGGUGUUCCCGAACAACGGCCGUCCGCUGAGGAUCGGCGUGCCGUACAGGACGACGCAGAAGCAGUUCGUGUCCAAGGACAGCGGCCCCGACGGCGCCAGCGGGUACUGCAUCGACGUGUUCAAGGCCGCCGUGGCACUGCUCCCGUACCCUGUCCCCGUGUCCUUCAUCCUCUUCGGCGACGGCGUCAAGAACCCCAGCUACAGCGACCUCGUGAACAAGGUGGCCAACAAUGUGUUCGACGCGGCGGUGGGCGACGUGUCCAUCGUGACGAACCGGACGCGGGUGGUGGACUUCACGCAGCCGUACGUGGAGUCCGGGCUGGUGAUCGUGUCGCCGGUCAAGGAGAAGAGCUCCAACGCGUGGGCCUUCCUCAAGCCCUUCACGCUGGGCAUGUGGGCCGUCACCGGCGCCUUCUUCCUCUUCGUCGGCGCCGUCGUCUGGAUUCUCGAGCACCGCUUCAACCCGGAGUUCCGCGGAUCCCCACGCGAGCAGCUCGUCACCAUUUUCUGGUUCAGCUUCUCAACAAUGUUCUUCGCGCACAGGGAGAACACUGUGAGCUCUCUGGGUCGUUUCGUGCUCAUCAUCUGGCUGUUCGUGGUGCUCAUCAUCAACUCGAGCUACACGGCGAGCCUGACGUCCAUCCUGACGGUGCAGCAGCUGUCGACGGGGAUCCAGGGGCUGGACGGCCUCCUCGCCAGCGCCGACCCCAUCGGCUACCAGGUUGGGUCCUUCGCCAAGAGCUACAUGAUGCAGGAGCUCAACGUGCCGGAGUCCCGGCUCAAGGAACUUGCCAUCGACGACUACGCCGCCAGCCUCCAGCUCGGCCCGCGCAACGGCGGCGUCGCUGCGAUCGUGGACGAGCUGCCCUACGUCGACCUCUUCCUCUCCACCAACUGCCAGUUCAAGACCGUGGGACAAGAAUUCACCAAGAGCGGAUGGGGAUUCGCUUUCCAGCGGGACUCGCCUCUGGCGGUGGACCUGUCGACGGCGAUCCUGACGCUGUCGGAGAACGGCGACCUGCAGCGGAUCCACGACAAGUGGCUCAACCCGGGGCAGUGCGACUCGUCGCAGGGCGGCGACGUGGCGGCCGACAGGCUCAACCUCAGCAGCUUCUGGGGACUCUUCCUCAUCUCCGGCGUCGCCUGCUUCAUUGCAUUGGUCAUCUUCUUCACCAGGAUACUGUGCCAGUACGGCAAGUACAACCAGGGCGAUGACGAAGGUGGAACGCCGCCGGAGGACUGCCCGGUGCGGCGGCCGGAGCGGCUGAGGAGCAUCAGGGAUCUGAUAACGUUCGUGGACAUGAAGGAGGAGGAGGCCAAGAGGGCCAUCAAAAGGAAGUCGAGCGACGACCGCCGGGACAGGUCCAUCGCCAGCUCCGCCGGGGCAUCCUCCUUCUCCGCAUCCACGGUGUAG
This is a messenger RNA of Triticum turgidum subsp. durum (durum wheat), 2790 nucleotides long. Lineage: Eukaryota; Viridiplantae; Streptophyta; Magnoliopsida; Poales; Poaceae. The record is from the annotation of a GenBank genome assembly.